AUGCGAAAAGUUCGAUAUCAAUCAUUGUUCCAACAAAAUUAUAAGACUAUCUUAUUGAAAUGUCAAGCUAGCGGUCAUCAUUUUCAGGAUGAAAAGUUCCCGCCAAAUGAUUCCUCGCUUUGGCGUCAUCAAAGACCAGAUAUUGAUGCGUAUCCAGAAGUAUUGCAAGGCUUCGUCGGAAAUUGUUGGCUUGUCACUGCAUUCACAGUUUUGGCUGCUCACCCAACAUUACUACAUAAAGUAAUUCCGAGAUGGAAACUCCAAGACUGGUCUCAUUUAACCGAUCCUGGAAUGUUACAUACUGGUACAUUUUUAAGAGAUCUUGACCAUCAUCCUGUUGACGACUAUCUUCCAACAGUAGAUGGCCAAUUAAUCUACGCGCAUGCGAGAAAACCUAACGAAUUUUGGUGUGCUUUAUUGGAAAAGGCUUAUGCAAAACUUUGCGGAUGUUAUGAAACUCUGGAAUCCGGUUCAACCUCAGACGCAUUAGUUGAUUUGACUGGCACAGUACCCGAAACAAUGGACCUUGAACCUGAUGAAGAAGGAAAGAUAAAUAGAUAUACUGAUAGUGAAUUAUUGGAUCACUUAAACAAAGCAAGCAAAUCAGAUGCAUUAAUAAGUUGCUCAAUUAAUGUUCCAGAGGAACAACAGCAGGAAGCUAAACUCACAAAUGGAUUGGUUCUUGGGCAUGCAUAUGGAAUAAAAAAAGUUUAUAAAUUAAAACACCCACAUAAUGGAAAAGACCACGUUCUAUUGAUGAAACUUCAUAAUCCGUGGGGAUCUGGAGAAUGGAAUGGUGCCUGGUCUGACGAUUCACUAGAGUGGAAAAAUGUCAACGAAGCGGAGCGUAAAAAGCUCGCUCUGAAAGUUGCAGACGAUGGUGAAUUUUGGAUGUCGUAUGAUGACUUUAUUGCAAAUUUUUCUACGUUGACUAUUUGUCGUCAUCUCAAAGUGGCAUGGUAUGUGCCUGGCCCAAAGUGGCAUACCUGUAUUUUCAAGGGACAAUGGUCAAAAAAAGAUAAUACAGCGGGUGGUUGCAUAAAUAAUACCGAUACAUUUCAUCAGAAUCCACAAUACGCAUUCACAUUAACAAAACCCACAAAAAUAAUCGCUGCAUUGAUGCAACAAGAUAUACGUGAUCAUCGUCUUGAGGGAAUCGAAAACCACACGAUUGGAUUUAUUUGUAUACGAGUUGAAAACAACCGUGUUUAUCGUGUACACAAACCUUUGUAUGAUGUUGUGAGUCGGGUGACGUAUAUUAAUGCAAGGGAAGUGACUUCUAGAAUGGUAUUAGAACCAGGUCGAUAUGUCUUAAUACCAUCAACUUUUGAUGCUGGUGAAGAAGGAAGCUUCCUUUUGAGAUUGUUUUCCUCGAAUCACUUAAAUGUGACUAGAUUAAUCGAUGACGCGCCUAAAAAGAAGUGGUACGAGGGAAAGAGAUCAGAUUUCGUUGGAAUGGCGCGAAUAAAAAUCUUGAGUUUAAACUUAACACGUGAAGUUGGAUCUGCAAUUUUGAAUACAACUUUACUCGAUACAAAAAAUGGGAAGCUUGUUAAUGAACUUUCGGUGCAAACACCAAUUAAAGAUCCAACUGGGCAUGAAUACGUUUUUUAUAUUCGUGACCCACAAAACGCUAAAUUUAGAAUAGAGUUACUAGAAACAUCCUUGCUGGGAAAAGGCACUUCAUUCGGAGAAUUUUCUUUUGACAUUUCAAGAUUUACAGAAGAAACUGAAGAAUCAAGAUUUUUCGAGUUGACAAAACAUUUUGUAAAAGUAAUCAAAACGACAACAGGAGAAGACGAGAAGAGAAACUCUGGAGAAAAAAUUGUCAGUACAGAGUUGGACACAAGUGAUUCCACCAGCUCUACUAUGACUGCAACUAACGCCACUAACAUAGCUAACACCACCAAUAGCACUGGCAACGCUAACAGCACUAACAACAUUACCCGGAACCGAGACUUCCCGCCGUUUUUAUAUCGUCAUUUUAAUAAUUCAAAUCGGCAGAAUUUCAACCCCACUGGGAAUAUAAAUAUUCACACCUCUCAUGUUGCUCCGAGCAAAUGUUAUCAAGAUCAUCAUGGUAAUCAACAACUCACAUCCCGACGAACGAUUAAAAAGCUACAACGACGACGUCGUUCGAAAAACAGUCCACCUGAAUUGGUUCCCGAUAUACUGUAUGAGAUCUUCCUUCAUUUAUUUGUUGAGGAUGGAGAUGACCCGGUCUUGAUAUUAGGAUACGGAACAAACAGGAGAAAUCCAGUAUCGGAUAUUUAUAGUUGUUUAUUGGUCAAAAAAAGUUGGUCUGAAGUUGCAAUUCAAUUUCUUUAUAGCAAACCAUUUAUGCGGAGAGGAAGGAAACAAGUUGAAUUGUAUCUUUCAAUGCUUACCGAUAGGGAAAUUGAUGAUCUGAAAAGUCUAAGAAUCCAAGAAAUGAAUAAAAUCCAAUCAAACGUUCAAAAAACAAAAUAUCCAUACCCAGCUUACCUUAAAACACUUGACUACGGAAGAUUAGUAAUGUCGGCUUGGGCUUUCUGCAAUUCAAACUGGAUGACUCGAACACUUGAUUAUAAAGUUAUUUGGGUGACUCGCGCUUUACUUCGACUUUUCGCCAGAUCGCAUUCACCACAUCUCACCACAAUCAACUGCUCACUUGGCAAAUAUUCAUUUGCCGAUACGUAUUAUUCGGUUCUCGCUGAACCAGAAUUUGAUCAGUUCCUUGCAAAGGCGAGAAGAUGCAAGAUUGAUUGUAAUUUUGCAGACGAUGCAACUUUUCUAGAUCAAAUUCCGAGAAGUUUUCGAAAUUUGGAUACAAUUGAUAUGAAGUGUUCAGUGUCAAUGAAUAAGCUCGGAGAAAAAUGUUUCAUCACCGAUUACAGCAACGUAAUUGUCUCACAAAAGAAAUUAGUUUCGCUCCAACUACAACAAUGCAACUCAUUUCUCGAUCGAAUACUGGAAACGCUGAAAUUUCAAUCGCAUUCACUUGUCGAACUGAGAUUCGUUGAAUGCGAUUUCAUUAAUUGUCUUCCGUGGUGGAGUAUUGCUGCUUGUCAGAAAUUAACAAAUUUACAGUUCAUUCGAUGCAGGAAUAUUACUUUUAACAUGGCAGAACCAGUGUUGUCUGCCACUUUUCCUUCUUUACGUGAUGUUUCAGUUAUUGGGUGUGAUUUCAAAUGUUUUCAUUAUAUUUGCCCGGAGUUUAUCCAGUGGGCUAGUAACUAUAGUAAGGAUAAUGAAAAAUUAAUACUGUAA
This is a messenger RNA of Ambispora leptoticha, 3249 nucleotides long. Lineage: Eukaryota; Fungi; Glomeromycota; Glomeromycetes; Archaeosporales; Ambisporaceae. The record is from the annotation of a GenBank genome assembly.